Messenger RNA from Centruroides sculpturatus (bark scorpion), 1211 nucleotides. Its product is annotated as homeobox protein slou-like. Gene Ontology annotation, cellular component: nucleus. The transcript has 3 exons. Gene Ontology annotation, molecular function: RNA polymerase II cis-regulatory region sequence-specific DNA binding; DNA-binding transcription factor activity, RNA polymerase II-specific. The coding region runs from base 1 to 1008 and encodes 335 amino acids. The record is from RefSeq and is a predicted model, not a curated record. Gene Ontology annotation, biological process: regulation of transcription by RNA polymerase II; cell differentiation. Lineage: Eukaryota; Metazoa; Arthropoda; Arachnida; Scorpiones; Buthidae.
AUGAACUCUCUUCAAAUUACAUCACCUGUAAUGUCAGAUAAAAUCAUACCUACGUCGAAAGCAAUUGCUUCCUUCAAUCAUUCUUGUUCCAUGGGAUGUAGUAUAACUACUGUAUCACACGCAUGCCGGGGUACCACAGGGUGCCACAUGGGUCCGGAUUGGGACGAAAAGUUUGGAAUAUGUUACAAAUCGGACUGCAGGUCCGAAAGCUGUUCAUCUUGUGAAGAUAUGGAAGGUGACAGCAAAUCUCAAUCUGCAGAAAGACUGUUGGAAAGUGCAGGGACCGACAGGGAUCAGCACAGUGGACCAAUGUCUCACACAUCGUUUUCUGUCGACGAUAUACUCGAUCCGAAGAAAUUUACUGGUUCUACGCGUGUCAAGAGCACAUGGCAUCCCUGGCAGGGCACAGGUGAUCACGACAGAGAUGACCACACCAAAGAUUCACAUAGCAGCGAUUCGACAAACGACGAAACGGAAUUGGAGAGACAAAAAUGCGAAUGUCUACCCUCCUCAGACGAUAACGGACGAAACGAUCCUAUGACAGAAAGAGAAACCUCAAAAGGUAGCAGUAAAAAGAAAAAAUCAAUGGGUGAUCACAAAACAGGAAAGCCAAGACGUGCAAGAACAGCUUUUACAUACGAACAAUUAGUGGCACUAGAAAAUAAAUUCAAGACUACAAGAUAUUUAUCAGUUUGCGAGAGACUUAAUUUGGCAUUGUCGUUAAGAUUAACGGAAACACAAGUCAAAAUAUGGUUCCAAAAUAGGAGGACAAAAUGGAAGAAACAAAAUCCCGGUAUGGAUGCUAACAGUCCAACUAUACCUCCUACACAACCGGCUGCAUUACAGUCUUCAUAUCCAUCAAAUCCACCCUAUACUGCAGCAGGUUUGUUAUACGGGACUCAAAUACCUUAUUUACCAACAGCAACUGCGUUAAGUUAUCCUAUUUUAUCACCACCUCAACACUUUGCAACCACUCAUCCGUACCUUUCUCAUUUGGCACAUACGUGAACAAUUUUUAGUGUGCAAUUACGUAAAAAUUUAACAUUGUGUUAUGUAUAUAGUUUAAAAAAAACCUCAUUAAGAAAGGCCUAUUGUCUAGGUCAAGAAUUAGACUAUAUAUCGAUGUCUUCGAUUAUUAAAACACAAUAAAAAGCAAAAAAAAAACAAAAAAAAGUUUAUUAACUCGUGUCGCCGAGAUUUAAUCCAAAAAA